Molecule: messenger RNA, 449 nt
Organism: Pseudovirgaria hyperparasitica
Lineage: Eukaryota; Fungi; Ascomycota; Dothideomycetes; Acrospermales; Acrospermaceae
Exons: 3
Coding region: 75-299 (74 amino acids)
Source: RefSeq, a predicted model, not a curated record
CACUUGUUAACCAGGCGAGAAUUCUUAACCUUUCAUAUAUUUCUUCUCAUAUCUCAAGCCCAUAGAACUGCCGAAUGUGUAGAGCAUGCAGUUCGGCGGCAAUUCCGAAUAUCCUCGCUUCGUUCCUCAGCGCCACUGGCUACUGUUCUUCGGAAACAAAUCAUAGUAUACCACUCCGAAAUGCCACAGGGACGCCUCCUUGUGUGAAGACAAUCCACCUCCUAUGGCAGCACCAGGCAAGCAGUGUUUAUUUGAUGAUCACGCUCAAUAUCAUCUACAAGGCUGGCUACUCAUACUAGAUCUUGCACUGCAGCUUUCACAUGAAACCGGCGAUCUGCCGAUUCUCAGUCUUCUCGGCUGCUUCAACUUUAUUCUGUGCUACUCAAAGCCUUAACAAUGCCCGUCAAUCACCGUCUACUUCUUGCUCAGAUGAGCUGCAACCAUCAGGA